Neolamprologus brichardi is the source of this 6577-nucleotide messenger RNA. The record is from RefSeq and is a predicted model, not a curated record. Lineage: Eukaryota; Metazoa; Chordata; Actinopteri; Cichliformes; Cichlidae.
UAGUGCUGAAAGUACUCAGGCGGCUAGUUGCCUGUCUAGUCUAUCCCUGUCAACAAUACUGCAACCUGAGACGGGAUAGCCAACCAGCCAGUUGGCUAGCUAAGUAAACCAGCUAAGUUAGCUGCUCUGCUAACCAACUGUCACGACUCGUAAUUUUUCCCUUAAGUUGGCGGGAUACACUGUGUUAGAAGUUGUUUCGACAAGCGUGGAGGGAAAGCUGACUUUAUGGUUUGGCUCCUUCGACUCCUUCGACUCCUUCCUCCCGUGUGAUAUGACAUCACGACUCGGUUACAAGAGAAGCUCGAGCUCUACAGCAGACGGUUGACAUCUGGUCAGGAUGGCUGCUCAGGUGGAGGUUCAGACUACGGAGGUAGGAAGGACAGUGGCAGGAGGACGACAUCUCCUGACUCCCCUGACAGACUCCAGCAAUAAGAGCCUCAUUGACAUCCCGUCUGUCGGUCAGCCGCAGCUCAUCGCAGCUGAACCAAACAAGCCUGCCCCAAGCGCCAAGCCGCGACUUACUCCCAAACCUUUUUCUGUGGAGAAAAAUCCUACAAUUAAGCCCAUACUUGCCCCAAAGCCUCAAACUAAACCCCGACCUGAGUCCACUCGCCUUGUUGGAUACAAACCAGAGCUUCCAAGCAAUCCAAAACCACAGCAGCCGGUUUCCAGCAGCAAACCCAGACCACUUUUAACCAACCCCAACCGUCCUGCCUCUACCUCCUUUCGAUCCCCCGCUAAGUUGAACACUGGACAGACAACAAAGCUAGUAGCCCAACCAUUUAAACCAGCUCCUCCGCAUGACACUGGAGGCCCUAGCAGACCCACCCCUCCUCCUGUGCCAGCACAGAGGCAGAAACCCUCAACAUCAAGCUUUAAAAAACUACCAGCAGCAGAGUGGUCUGGAACCACUAAAAAAGAAGACGAAAAAGGCCACAAUGCACAAGGUAAAGUUGGAACCUCCCUUACUAGAGCAAAGUCCAUGGGCUUUCUUCUUGACGCAGGGCAAGAAAAUGAAGGAAAAGAAAAGGCUCAGCCUGAAACAUCUGUGCCUCUGCGACCACAUCCCAGAGGCUCCAAGCCCAGACCUGUAUCAGCCAUUUUCCCCGGCAGUGCAACGAAGACGGAGAGCCCGGUUCCUGCUCCUCGCUCGGCUGGGAGACGACCCCUUUCAGCUGAUCUCACUUCCAAAUUUGGGUCUAUUGGUCUUUCACUGCACCGGAAAUUUCCUGAAGCAAAUACAGUAGACAACACUCCAGAGGGAAAAGCACUACCACAAAGUACUGAUGAUGUCUGCAAUCCUAUCCUCUCAGACCAAAGCAACAAAAACAAAGAAGAAAUGGCUGCAAAAGAGACCGAUGAAGACAAGCGCAGGGUUAGCGUCAAGUCGCGAAUAAGUCUUUUGCUCGAUUUGCCGUCUUCUCCCGGGUUAGCUGCCGCCGGCCAUGGUUCAGAUCUUCGUUCUCCAUUGCAGCCAACCCCUGAAGGUGAACCAGCAGUCGAUGUUAAACAGCUCAUCAAGCAGCUGACAGAGGAUACAACACCGACUCAGAGCCCUGUCCUUAAACCAGCACUGAAGCCCCGUCCCUUGCCCCUUGACCUAACCAAAAGGUUUUCAGCCGAGAGGUCACCUGACCCUGUUUCCCUCACUGAGGCAGAGGACCGUCAUUACAUCAGCAAAGAUCCUCAGAAGAGGGCUGAAGAAUCAGCUAUCACUCCCAGUGACCAGAAGACAUUUUUGGAUUUAAAAGAUUCCCAAGAGCAGCUCAAAAAGGUCUCCACGCCUGAAGGGCCUGAAGCAGGACAGACGUUUGUUGCUGUUUCCAAGGAAAUUGGUGCAGGCAGUGGAGUCCAAACGGUGCGAGCAUCCUUGUUUGAUAAUGUCGUGGAGAGGCACAGCGUGGUGUUGAUGGAUGAUGGCUCAUCUGUUGACACGGCCAAGGAUUUGCUCAGCAGCACGCCUCUAUUUGAUAGAACAGUUACUGAAAAUAACGGGGCUUCAGUCACCACUAACUACAGCCAGCCUUUAUCGCCAUCAUGUUUUCAACCCGUAUUACAUGCCUUUGACACAGUGCAGGCUGUCGAAAAGAGUCGGGCAGUGAGUGUGAGCGUCCCAUCAGCUCAGUGGGAGGAUAAGGCCAUGACCCUCCGUUCCAGACGCUCAGAAGGGAGCAGGCCUCUUCCAGAAUGGACCAGUCCUGCACAAGAACAGGCACCUUUGAUGCCUCAAACACAGCCACGAUAUCUGAGGAUAGGAGCCUUACAGAAGUGGACCACUUCAGGUCUCGACCAAGACGUAGAUAUGGAGACAGGGAUGCUAAAGGAAUCACAAAGGGAAGGACAAGUGGCUUUAGAUAAAGACAAGGAGAGACAAAGAGUGGCAGAACAGGAAGAAGUGUCUGCAGCACCUAAACGCUUGAAGAUGCUGCAGGCAGACGAAAUGGCAAAACCCAAGGCAACCUACUUUGCUUUAACCGGACAAAUACAGGAGCCAGUUUCUCUUGGGGGUGCAGGGACAAACGCCGGGGACAUGACUAGCCCCUUUGAUGACUUAUUAGGGAUUUCUCUCCUUAGUGGCCCUCAAGGGAAGAGUCUUCCAGUAAGGGGGAGCCCAUCUUUAAAUGAUGAUCCUUUUGGAAAAACAACUCUAUCGCAAGAGCAAGUUAAAGAUUUGAUGAUGAGAAGCCACAAGUCACCCAGGGAGAGCAGUUUAGCCUCAGAUGGACAGAGUAAAGAGGAAAGGCUAGAAGCUGAAAAGAAAAGGGAGCAAAGGAAGGAGAAAGAAAGGCACAAGACUAAGAUAAAAGAAAUUGAAAGUGAAAAACAGACACAGCUGGAAAUGGAGAAACAAGCACAUUUAGAAUUUACACGAAUGAAAGAGUGGGAGAUGCAAAGAGAAUUUGAAAGGCAAAGACAUAAGUCAUUUGAAAAGGAGAAACAAGAAUUUGAGGAGAAACAACGUGCCCUGGAAAGGCAGAAACAGAUUGCGCUUGAGAAAGCACAAGAAUUAGAGGAGAAACAGAGACUUGAAAGAGAGAAGCAAAGGAAACUUGAGAAAGAAAAAAGGCGAGAACUAGAGAGACAAAAGGAGAGACAGCGUGAAAAGGAUCAGCAAAAACAAAAGGAGGAAGAGCGGCUAAAACAGUUGGAGCGACAGCAGCUCUUAGAGCUUCAAAGACAGAAGCAGAAAGAAAAGGAAAUGCAGCAGCUAAAAGAAAAAAAGGAAAAAGAAGAGGCAGACAAGAUGAGACAGAUCGCAUUAGAGCAAUAUGAAAAGCAAAAGCAGGCAGAGAGGGAAAGACAACAAAUUGCAGAGUUUGAGAAACACAGACUGAGGGAAAAGAUGGAAAGGGAGGAGGCAGAACGGAUGCGAGUCAUAGCCAAGCAACAAGAAGCAGAGAGACAGCGACUAAAAGAGAAGCAGAAAAAAGAGGAGCAAGAGAGGCUAAAGUUGGAGCCAUCACAUCUGAAACCCAAAGUUCUUGAUCUGGACUCUGUGCUCAGAAAUGAACCAGUGUCUAAGUCUACUUCUCAACGCAGCGAUGCUGCAACCCGCUGGAAGGAGCCUUACAAGCCUAACAUUCUUGACAUAGACUCCUUUACAUCUCAAGCUCAGCUCUCCUAUAAUAAUGACUUGUUUCCUUCAUUGGGAAUGCAGGGACUAAAUGCUGACUUUGGGGGUAAAUUACAGCCUACAUCUGAAAGUGACGUUAGCUGGAAGAUACCAUCACAGACUUCAGUAGGUUUAUCAAACCCAGUAUGGACGACGCCUCCUCAGGACCCCUGGGAGCUGCGGUCAGUUGAGAUGUCUGUGGACCAGCCUAAGGCUGAAUCUAGAAAACACGCCAACAAACACAGUCCAGAACAGCUCCUUCUCAAUCAUGGGGAACGCAUCCCAAUUCAACAAAGGCCUUGGUCUGCUUUCCUGGAUGAGUCACCCCCUUUGGGCCCUUUUCCUGGUUCAGAGGUUAAAAGUGUGAACUCCCCAGGUGGACUCCCUGCCAUCACUCCUGCAGAGCAGAUCUGGUUGCCCAGAGAGCUUCAGCCACAGAAGAUCAGGGGAGAAGCACAGGGCCCGAGGAGAUCACAGGGAUCCAAGGAGUUGAACAGAUUGCGGUCUCGGAGUGUGUCGCGACGAUCGGCUCCUGCAGGUAGUGCCGUGGAUGGAAGCCCUUCCAGGAUGAGGAGUCGCAGCGCCCACAGAGAGCAGGACCUGCAGAGCAGGGUACAGCAGAAGCAAAGCGUCAGUGGUGAAGAGGAGGUGAAGGGCUCAGAAACACCGGUCCAUGAGACUGACAGUCAGUAUGGGACCUGGGAGACGGGACUACGCACUGAUGAUAGUCUGACACCUGCGACUCCCAGCUCAGAAAGUAAUCUCAGUCCUUCACCGAAAAAGCCAACUCCAGCGCACACACCAGGUGAUGUUGCUUCACCGUUUGAAAGCAACAGUCUGGAUGGCCUCCCUCCCUCAUCCCCACCCGAGAGCCAGCCGCUCUCUUUCCCUGACGCUCCGACCGCCCUGUUAGAUACCAGCGUGCUCCGCUCUAGAGCCCAGCUGGGGAAGAAACGAGCGCCGCGGACACGACCCACCAGGGCUACACGUCAGAGUGCUGCACAAGCAGAGGGUGAGGGAGGAACCACUGAGGACUGGCUCUACAGAGACUCCACAGAGGCAAAGGCUGAGAGUAAAGACGAUGACUCAGACUCUGAGGAGAAGCCCAGAGGAGCUGAUGCUGCACCGGCUGUUGCGUCGCAGCCACAGAGGGUCGCCCUGUUCCCUGGCAUGGACCCUUCAGCUUUAAAGGCACAGCUGAAGAAGAGGGGGGACUCUGACAAUCAAACUGAUGGACCUGCUUCCUCUCCCUCCCAGCUGUCUCGCUCUCCCAAGUCCCCUUUUCUCCCCAGGGCAGCGCGUGUGCUGCCCCCCUCUGGCGGCAAAGAAAAUGGCCAGGAGGAUUCACCCCAGUGGUUGAAAGAGCUGAAAUCCAAGAAACGCCUGAGUCAGUAUGAAAGUGAGAGCUAAGUAAAUAAUAAGGUUGCCUUAACAGAUGAAUCUGUGUGAAACAGAAGCCUUAACGUUUGACCCAGAGAGUAGGAGGAGGUUGAAUCUACAGCUGCUGAUGAUUUUUUUUGGUUUUUUAAACCCCCCCACUUUUUUCUCUCUCUCUCUCUCUUCUCAUCUGGGUCGGUAAAUGUGCAUGGUGCCUUUUUUGGGGGGGGAGUCUCUGUCCUAUGGAAAAAGAAAAACGAGCAUGGAGGAAAAACAUCAGGCUGGUCUGCUUACUCCAUUUCAUGCUUGAACCCAGGGGCUCCAAAACGAACUUCACACGAACACUUUAAAGCGGGACCAGGAGGAGUCGGGAAGGCACAGCACCUCCUUUUCCUGGACGAGCUUCAUCGCAUGCUGGAGGACAAUCCAGCCAAUCCUUUGCAUCCAGUUUCCUCUUUACUCAGCUAAUGUACAGGCUAGCCAUGUAUGUGUUAUCUGUAGAGGUUGCUGAUUGGAGUCACACAAACUUUGCCAUAGGAUGACAUUUCAGACGCUAAUGAUUUCUGCGCGUUGAGAACAAACCUCCACGGUCUUGAUCGUCCAUGGAGGUGCUGCUCAUGUUAGUAUCUGUAAUCAGGAGAUGUUAUAUUUGUAUCCUCAUUGAUUUAACAAAGGUGGAGAACUCGUUUUGGAAAGGAUGUAUCACUACAGCAGAGCUGUUCACUUUGAUACAGUUACACAGCCUAACAGGGGUGCAGUUGCUGCAUACUGUGUAUAUAUUUUUUUGUGAUUUAUCUUUUUGUCAAUGUGUAAGAGGGAUGGGACAAACAGCUUUGUAUCUGUCAAUCAUGCACACUCCUAAUCAGCACAAACACACUCCUCAGUCUUUUAUAAAAACUAAUCAGCCCGUCUUCCCCUUCUUUAGUAGAUUGUAGCUGCGAGCAUCUAAUUUAAGCCAUACUCACCUACUUCUCCAUCAUGUCCUGACAAUACUUUGUGCAAUUUCCCUUAUGUUUUUGUCACUCAUUAUCCAUGCAUGUACAAUCUUUGCUGUCACAUCAGGCUUGGCUCUCGCUGACUGGUUCAGAGGACCUAGAUGUUGACUUACACUACUCCAGGGAAGGGGACGGUUCAUUCACUACAAUGUAAACGAGUCCUGUAAUGCACCAAACUAAUGUGAACAUUUGAACUUCAGCUACGCCUCAUCUCCGUCUUCCUCUCCACAUUUGCCAUCUCCCUACUUACUCCACGCUUCAGUAAAGCACUUUGUCACUUGACGCACUACAGCACGGACACCCACCCACCCACCACCACCCCUUCCCCUCUGGUCUCAUCUUCUGUAUCGGCCUGCUCGUGCAAUGCAAGCGAAUGUGUUGAUCGAGGCUUCAGAGCGAUUGUCCCUGGUGUGUAUGUACAUGGAUGUUUUACUUUGUCAUGAAAUUCAAGGGUUAAUUUUUAUGCCCUUUUUCUUUUUUAAAUUCAAAAGGAAAGGUCUAUAUUGCACUGUGUUGUACUGGCCAGUGUCCUAAAGUGAAUAAAUUCUUAAUAAAAUAUACUUGACUUGCGUCACAGCCUCAUGUAACAUGA